AAUCGAAACAAAGCAAACUUUGCGGUUGCUGUUGCUUAUGUUCGUUGUUGACAACGGAGUGAACACAAGACGGUCGACACCGCACUACGGAGAUCUGGAAAAUGGCCUCAGGCUACCGUAAGCCCAGCCCCGCCGCGGCCCAGCGGAAGAAGCCCGCCCACAAGCAGCCCGAGCUGACGGAGGAGCAGAAGCAGGAGAUCCGCGAGGCCUUCGACCUGUUCGACACGGACGGGACGGGCACCAUCGACGUCAAGGAGCUCAAGGUGGCCAUGCGUGCGCUCGGCUUCGAGCCCAAGAAGGAGGAGAUCAAGAAGAUGAUCGCCGACAUCGACAAGCAGGGAUCAGGGAUGAUCGACUUCAACGACUUCCUCAGCAUGAUGACCCCCAAGAUGAGCGAGAAGGACUUCACGGAGGAGAUCUUGAAGGCCUUCCGGCUGUUUGACGACGACUGCACUGGAAGGAUCUCCUUCAAGAACCUGAAGCGGGUCGCCAAGGAGCUGGGAGAGAACCUCACAGACGAGGAGCUGCAGGAGAUGAUCGACGAGGCGGACAGAGACGGGGACGGGGAGGUCAACGAGCAGGAGUUCCUGAGGAUCAUGAAGAAGACCAGUCUGUACUGACCCCCCCCCGCCCCCUUGUGGCUCCCCAUCGCUCCAUCCGGCUGCCAUGGCAACCUGCGGACGCCGCCUGUAAAUACGUCUCAAUACGCUCUCUGUGUUUUUGUACCGUUGUUUUGCAUAAACAUGAAUAAAGUCAUUUAUGUUUCUG
Molecule: messenger RNA, 768 nt
Organism: Gadus chalcogrammus (walleye pollock)
Lineage: Eukaryota; Metazoa; Chordata; Actinopteri; Gadiformes; Gadidae
Gene: cetn4
Product: centrin 4
Exons: 5
Coding region: 102-620 (172 amino acids)
Biological process (GO): nucleotide-excision repair; mitotic cell cycle; centriole replication
Cellular component (GO): centriole; centrosome
Molecular function (GO): calcium ion binding
Source: RefSeq, a predicted model, not a curated record